GUUUGUGUUGGUGUUGUGACAGCUUAGGAGGGUGUACGUAGCUGAUUUCACAAUACUUGUGAACAUAUUUGUGAAAAUUGGUGAUUAUUUCCCACUCAUGUGCACUAGAGAUGGGGCGUAACGUGCAAAAGUUGCAUUUGUGUUUGUCUCAAAUUGAGUUUAUUUAACGGACGUGUAUUGUGAAUGUGCCCUAUUGGAUCAAUAGUACACUACAAAUUUGUAAAAUUACUCAUUCUCUCUUACUCACUCAAUGGUGAUUGUGAUUAUAUGCUACAAGUUGUUAGUGUAAUGAAUUCCAAUAACCACAACCAGUCUCGGAGGAACUCUUCGUCCUUCAGUAGGCACACAAAUAACCACUCUAAUCGACCAAAUCACGGCCACCAGCGGUGGCCUAACCGAUAUCCCAAAGAUUACAGCAGGGAAUAUGAUAAUAACUUUAAUCGAGGCGAAUGCUCAGUACCCCCUAAUACUAGCCCUAAGGACUCCAACUACGUUCACGGGUACCCCAAAGUGCCCUCGCAACUGAGCCCCGUUUUGAGAAAUAGCCACAUACACUACAACAAUGAAUCCGCUGGACACCCCCACCAAGACAGACGCCACAUUCCCUUAUCAAAUGCCCCCGAAAGACGACACGCCCCAGUUCAAAACUACCACAAUGGGGGCGAUAGAAGACACAUGCCUAAUUUGGGGGACCGCCGCCACAUAUCGCCGCCCCUCCAUAUAAAUAUCUGUGACAAUUCAACAAACAUUAUGAAUAAUUCACCGCCGGAUGUUUUACAUCAAAGGAUGGAUUUUUCUAAUUCACAGAGGAGGCAUGGCCGAGAAGUUCGGGUGAGCCCGGUCCACUUCCAGCAGCACUCACCGCAGUUUUAUAGACAAGGAGGAGAAGAAAGUAUUAAAAGUGAAAGUCCGUCCCGUAAACGCCGACGCUUGUCGCGUUCUGGCCAUCACAUUGAACUGAAUGCUCAACCGGCCUCACCUCCAAGGAGGUCACCUAGGCAGCACCCACCCUCUACUUCACAUCACAACUUGCAGGGGAGUCCCCCGUUACGUCGUCCCAGAUACCGUGAUAGGAAUGACUUCAUACACGCACAUCAUCAAACGUUUUUACCCAGUCCUCCACCCGUUGCUCACGCCCAUCCCCAUCAGUCUACUGUAAUGAUGGAUAUCAAUCAGGUACCCGUAACGAUUCCAAUGAAUCACGAAGCCAUGUGGAGUUACACCUCGCCCCCACACAUAUCGCUGUGUACGGCCCCUCCAGGUGCUCCUCCACACAUGCACAGUUGUCAUAUGCACAAUGUAUACCAAGCGCCCCAUCAACUCGUACCCCAACAAUUCCCCGGUUGUCUUCCACAUCAGGGUUAUGGGGGCUUCCCUACUCCGCCUAGUGCCCUUUCCGUCUCAAACCAACACUACAACCAACAUCUCCCGCCUCAGAGACCUGAUAGUCUCGAACUGGAGCUCCUCAACGAUCAUCAUUCACACACACAUUCAGCCCUGCAUGGUGCGCCCCCAUUACAUGUGUCUCCACUUCAAGUCACACCACCUGCAUCUUUAUUCUUAUCGGCUGAGACGAGAGGCAAUCAAUUGGAGUUGCUACAUGCGAGGUCGAGACAGCACAGAAAUCCGCGUUUGCAACCACCGAGGACGCGUUGGCAUCAUAAUGCACCCAUUAUUUCGGCGCCCGCUCAGUAUUCAGGCUUCCUACUUCAUUUCCUUGCAAUGUUUUCGAACCCGCCAAUGUCUCCAUUCAGCCAAACCGAUCUCAGUAGUUCCGACACAACAGAAACGGAGAAUUACGAAGCUCUUCUAAAUUUGGCUGAACAAUUAGGCGAAGCGAAACCUCGAGGUUUAGGAAAAUUAGAAAUUGAGUCGCUUCUCAGUUACAAAUUUAAUGCCGAUACUCAUCAAGGGGAUCAGACUUCAUGUGUGGUGUGCAUGUGCGAUUUUGAAGCCAGACAAGUGCUCAGAGUCUUGCCUUGCUCACACGAAUUCCAUGCCAAAUGUAUCGAUAAGUGGCUCAGAUCAAACAGGACCUGUCCUAUAUGCCGUGGGAACGCUUCGGACUAUUUCAACACCAGUGAUUAGAAUUUCGAAAAAAGUCCCAACGGAAACAAUAGCCUCCCUUUUAAAUUUUUUUUCAGAAUUGAAAGUUUUGUUGUCAGGUGCCAUUAGUUUGCCAGUAAUAGAUUUAUAAUAUCACUAAUGAACAAAAAUAUAUAUGUGUUAACACUUCCUAUUUUACUUAUCUCGUAGAUAUCGUAAGCUUGAAAUUGUUAGCAAUUAUUGUCAGUAAGAUUUAGGUGAGCCACAUUUUGUUUUAUUAUUAGUGUCUGUAUUCAUGUGUCAAUGUCGUACACCUAAUUCUUCAUUGUAACUACCUCUAAUACAACAGAGUCGUCAAAUUUGCGCAAUCAACUCUGUAUAUACAUACCUUUUGAUUUUUAUUUGUUUGUUUGUGUGAGUGUACGUACCAUGUACUACAUCUUCCAUGAUAAUGUUGUUCGUUGUGUAAUUUUUUGUUACUAACGGUUACAUAAGGCUUAUCGUUAAAUUAAUUUUAAAUGAGUGUGCCUUUUUAUGCACCGAGGUGUUAAAUUGGCUCUAGGUUUAGUUGUAUUAUUUUGCUUAUCUAAAAAAAUUAAAAAAAAAUGUUACAAUUCUCCGAUGUCUUGCACACACAUGCUUUAACUACACUAUACGUAAAAUUUCAUUUGUACUUAUUACUUUCUCUCGAUAAUAUUGCAGUACAAUUCAACGCUUUUAAUGUCAUUUUCACCAUUGUUAGACUAAAGUAAAUUUUAUCGGGUGGUAAUUAUUGUACAGAAAAUAAUUUAAUGUAAUAGGUGUGCCUUUAUAUUGUACAAUUCAACAUCUGCCAUUCCGUUUGAUUUGCAAAUAUUUUUAAAAUAUGAUACAAAAAAAUAAAAGAAAAAUUAUUCAAAUGGUAUGCAGGACUGCCUCAAAAGUCAAACGGAUUAGAUAAUACGUCUUAGAGCUGAAGAAUUGUUCUGUUUUAUUAAUUUUUAAGUGUAGCUUUAUUAUUUUAAGUUUUCGUCUUCAUUAAACUAGAAUUUUAGUUUCGUUCUUCGUUGUUAAAAAAUCCUUUGUGGCAGUUAGUAUAUUUACAACAACAUUUUGAAAAUGCCUUUAGUUGUUAAGCACCCUCACUUGAUGGCGUACUGUUGGAGUUUUUAACACAUUCCCUAAAUAGCUGAAUAUACGUUGUCAGUAACUAUACUAGUGACCCACGUAUAAUUAUUGACAACGUAUGUGUCCAUGAUUGAUUUAAUUUGCGUUCGUUGAAAUGGCUAAAAUUGUUUCGUAUUGUUUAAUUUGCUCAAUUUAAUAUGUUAAGGGAUGGAAUAGUUUGUCUCGUAGCCAUUUUAUAGAUUGAAGAAAAAGAAAUGAUUUUUGUUGUUUGGAUGUGUAAUGUUUUUGUUGCAAUUGCGUGAAAUACUCAGUAGAGGGUGCCGUUGUUGUUCAGUAUACACAUAUCUCAGACACAAGUGCAAUAUGAAAAUCAUUUUAGCAUUUUUUCAAACAUGAACUAGCAAUAUUAAUAGUCUAAGGCAUUCACAUUUAGCAAUUACUGCAUAAUCAAACUAUAGAAUUGUAUUUUUGUGAACGUGAAUACCUAAGUGAUACUUUUGCUUUUAGUGGAUUUUAAUAUUUAUGUAUUCAUAGGAGCUUAUAGUGGCUACUAUACUAGUUCUUAUUUCAAUAAAAUAUUCAAAAGA
Molecule: messenger RNA, 3740 nt
Organism: Tribolium castaneum (red flour beetle)
Lineage: Eukaryota; Metazoa; Arthropoda; Insecta; Coleoptera; Tenebrionidae
Gene: mura
Product: murashka
Exons: 9
Coding region: 184-2088 (634 amino acids)
Biological process (GO): protein ubiquitination
Molecular function (GO): ubiquitin protein ligase activity
Source: RefSeq, a predicted model, not a curated record